Helianthus annuus (common sunflower) is the source of this 1587-nucleotide messenger RNA. RefSeq names its product nuclear transport factor 2. The coding region runs from base 1 to 1287 and encodes 428 amino acids. NCBI's taxonomy places the organism in Eukaryota, Viridiplantae, Streptophyta, Magnoliopsida, Asterales, Asteraceae. Gene Ontology annotation, cellular component: ribonucleoprotein complex; cytosol. The transcript has 11 exons. The record is from RefSeq and is a predicted model, not a curated record. Gene Ontology annotation, molecular function: mRNA binding.
AUGCAGGCGGUGAACGUUUAUGAUCUGUUUAUCGUAUUUUCAUGUGCUGAUUUGGCAAAUUUGGUAAACGUGGCGGCUCUCAAGGUGGCAAAGGACGGUGCAAAAUCGGUUGGGAAUGCUUUUAUUCAGCAGUAUUAUCAUAUACUGCACCAGUCACCUGGGCUGGUUCAUCGUUUUUAUCAGGAUAUCAGUAAACUUGGUCGGCUCGAGGAAGAUGGUUCUAUGAGCAUAACCACUACUAUGGAUGCAAUCAAUGCUAAAAUCUUGUCACUUAACUAUGGUGACUUCAAGGCUGAGAUCAAAUCCGUUGAUGCUCAAGAAUCCCUAAACGGUGGAGUCAGCGUUCUGGUAACUGGAUACAUGACAGGAAUGGAUAAUAUUCAGCAGCAGUUCACACAAUCUUUCUUCCUCGCACCUCAAGACAAAGGCUACUUUGUGUUGAAUGACAUGUUUCGCUACAUGAACAUUGACAACCAUCAUGACGAAGACCAUGCUCCUACUGAGGAUGUGGUGGCUUCCGCAACUCCCGAGCAAGUGUCCGAGGUUGUUCCGGUGCCGGAGAAUAAUAUUCCCGAGCAAGUUGCUGUAUUGACAGAGGAAUCUGAAGUGGAACCGGCUGUUCUUGUGGAGAAUGGAGAAGUUCCCGUUGUUGAGGAAGAUCCGGUUCCCGAGGUUGUUGAUGAAGUGCAGGAUUCUUCACAGCUGGCAGUUGAAUCUCACACUAAAGUUGAGGAAAUGCCAAAGAAGUCGUAUGCAUCUAUUGUAAUGGAUAUGAAACAGAAUGGUGUGCCGUUUUCAUCUCCAGCACCAGCACCCAGAAAACCACAACCAAGGAAACAAGAACAACAUUUGAAUAUCGCUCUCCCAACUAAUGUAGCUGCCGAGCCAGUGGCUUCCAAUGCGGAUGCUGUUGAAAACACUCUUCACGAGGAAGAAGUUGAAGGUUACUCUGUGUAUAUCAAGGGUCUUCCAAUGAAUGCUACACAUGCAUUGUUAGAAGAGGAAUUCAAGAAGUUUGGACCUAUCAAGCCCAAUGGUAUUCAAAUUCGAAACAACAGGGGAUUCUAUUUUGGUUUCGUUGAAUUUGAGGUGCCAGAUGCGGUUCAAAAGGCGAUUGAGGCUUCACCGAUCACGAUCAAUGGAAAAAAUGCUGUUGUUGAAGAGAAGCGAUCUACAAUCUCUAAAGCUGUAAAGAACAGAGUUUACUGUUGUCUCUUGCUUGCUUCAGUCUCUAUAAGUACUUCAUCAAGCUCAACACUCUACAAACCCUCAACUACACUCAACUGACUUACUGCUUUUACAUCUACUGUUGUCUGAAAGAGAGCAUGCUUGCUUCAGUCUCUACAAAUACUUCAUCAACCUCAACACUCUACAAACACUCAACUGAGACGAAUUAAACUUUCAAAUUAAUAUAUUGACUCUUUGCAUCUGGAUCUUGCAUUGUUUCUCGGCUCUCACAUCAAGGUUUCACAUUUUUUGUCGUCUGUAACAAAAUUCUGCCUCUUGCAUUGUUGUAAGUUCUUCUAAAUUUCUUGGUUUUUUUGUAACUUUUAACUGUGGCUUUUAACUUUAGAAGGUUGUAAAUGU